AAUGAGUCAAUUCCCAGCUGCUUUAAACCCACACCAAGAAGAUAUCUUAAAAAUGUUAGCUUGCCAAACCCAUCUUGGUAGCAACAACGUUUCCAUCGAUAUGGAAUCAUACACCUGGAAGAGAAAGGACAACGGUCACUUCAUCAUCAAUCUUGCCAAAACUUGGGAAAAGAUUCAAUUAGCUGCUCGUGUCAUCGUUGCCAUUGAAAACCCAGCUGAUAUCUCUGUCAUCUCAGCCAAACCAUUAGGUCAAAGAGCCGUCCUCAAAUUCGCCAACUUCAUUGGUGCCACCGCCUUCUCAGGUCGUUUCACCCCAGGUACCUUUACCAAUCAAAUCCAAUCCAAAUUCACUGAACCACGUCUCUUAAUCGUUGCUGAUCCAUUAUUAGAUCGUCAACCAUUAAUUGAAGCUUCAUACGUCAAUAUCCCAACCAUCGCUCUCUGUGAUACCUCAUCAUGUUUAGACGGUGUUGAUAUUGCCAUCCCAUGUAACAACCGUGGUAAAAACUCAAUUGCCCUUAUGUUCUGGUUAUUAGCUCGUGAAGUUUUAUACUUAAGAGGUACCCUCCCACGUAACACCUCAUGGAGUGUUAAAGUUGAUCUUUUCAUCUACAGAGAUACUGAUGAAGAACCAGAAAAAGAAAAAGAAAGAUUAGUCGCUGCCCCAGCCACCACUGAAGUUGUCGAUUUCUCUGCCCCACAACAAAUUGCUGAAUGGUCUGCUGAAUCAAAAUAAAUAAUAAAUUAAAAUAAUAUUGUUUAUAUUU
Molecule: messenger RNA, 767 nt
Organism: Dictyostelium purpureum
Lineage: Eukaryota; Evosea; Eumycetozoa; Dictyosteliales; Dictyosteliaceae
Product: 40S ribosomal protein SA
Exons: 1
Coding region: 2-736 (244 amino acids)
Biological process (GO): cytoplasmic translation; ribosomal small subunit assembly
Cellular component (GO): cytosolic small ribosomal subunit; 90S preribosome; ribosome
Molecular function (GO): structural constituent of ribosome
Source: RefSeq, a predicted model, not a curated record